AUGUCUUCAUCCGGUGUUGUCCCAGUGGACUCCAAGUCUGCAAAGAAACGCAAGACCAAAACCGAAGCUCCCGUUUCUAGCGGCGUUGCUACUCCCUCGGUUGAGGCUGCUGCAGACUCUCACACCAAUGGAGCUGACUCACAACCGGAAAGCCCCUACAUUAAAGAAUUGACAAAAAACAUUCGUAACAUCCACAAGAAACUCGCCGCCUCCUCCAAGGCCGACAGUGUCAUUGCUGAGAACCCCAAUGUCCCUCUUGACGACCUGGUGGCGUCCAAGAAACUCAACGCAGACCAGAAAGCCCAGAUCUUGAAGAAGCCCGCCCUCCAAGCCCAGCUCGCCCAGUUCGAGGAGCAGCUAACUGCCUUCAAAGCCUUCGCUCACGACCUUGACGACAAAUUCACAAAGGAAAAGUCGUCCUUGACUGAAGCACACGAGGCUGAGAUUGCAGCAGCCAAGGAAAAGGCAGCUCAAGAGGCGGAGAAGAUCAAGACCGAUGCAGUCGAGGACGGCUUGCGAGUCAUCAAUCACUUUUUGCAUGCUGCAGCAUCCAAACGUCAAUCGGAAGACGUCGAUUCUGCCGAGUCUCGUGCGUUUGAGGGGACUUUGUUGCUAGUCUAUCAGGGUAACGAUGCCUCCUUGGAAACCUUGAAAAGUUUGAUCUACGGCACAGAUGACAAGGUUCCAGAUGUCAAUGGUGAACUGCUUGAUUACACAUACGCCCAGGUCAAGCAGUCGGCAAUUCAAGGAGGGGAACAUGCAUCUCAGGAUACCAAACAAGGCGAGAUUGACAAUCAGCCAACCGAGUCCAGUCCCCCACCAUCCUACAUCGAAACCGACCCAACAAUUGCCAAUGCCGGACUCACUGAACUUGACGAUACCACCACCAUCCCAACCAACAACGCCAGCGAGCACCAAGUCGACAACAUUAUCGUUCCUGAACAAGCCACCACUGGGGCUGACGCUGCCAAUGCAGUAGCCGAAUCCGCCUGGGAUCCUCAGGCUUCCAUCGUCACCGACGCAAGCACGACCAACGAAGAAUGGGUCCAAGUGCCUCGUGAUCCUGCCGAGACCGAAAGCGGUGUUGCUGCAACUCCCGCCACUGUCGGCAGCACUGCAAACUGGGCUGAGGAAGUGGGUGCCGCUGCCGAAGAAAAGGCCGCUUCAGAGAACGACGGGUUUGAACAAGUCAAGCGUGACCGAGGCCGAGGUCGAGGUGGCCGGGGUAGUCGGGGCGAUUUCCGAGGUCGUGGACGAGGUGGUGGUGGCCGCGGAGACCGGGGUGGAAGAGGCGGAGGAGGACCAAGAGGUGCACGUGGUGGACCGCGAGGAGAUAAGAGCUGA
This is a messenger RNA of Exophiala bonariae, 1344 nucleotides long. RefSeq lists its product as uncharacterized. The transcript has 2 exons. The record is from RefSeq and is a predicted model, not a curated record. Bases 1 to 1344 code for a protein of 447 amino acids. NCBI's taxonomy places the organism in Eukaryota, Fungi, Ascomycota, Eurotiomycetes, Chaetothyriales, Herpotrichiellaceae.